GUAGUGUUCGUUUGGUGACGAUCCUCCAAUGUGCUCGUGGGCUAUUUGGAAUCCCAAUGCGCUUUCGCGAAGUGGAGUACGGUACAGCAUACCGAGGGGUGUAAACAUCCACGACGUGUUUCGAGAAAAAGGGGUAACUGUUCAUUUCGAGGCAGUUGUUCUGGAGGACUUCUGUAAAUUUAACACUACUUUGGGAGGUGGGAAGAGGAAGAAUGAAAGAGGUCUUCCAACAGAGCGGUCGCAAUCAUGAACGGUGCCCUGUACAUUUCGUUUUUCCAAGGUCAGCUGGAGUCCGCGCUGGAGCAGGUAGUGCAGCUCUCCGUUCAGGAAAUCACCAACACUGUUGGGACCACUUUGAAUUCAAUGCUAUUGGAAACGGCCACCAAAGAGCAAGAAAACCAGCGUUUGAGGGCUACCCUUCAGUCUCGGGGAGGGAACGGGAAAAGCAAUGCGUCUAAAGGAAAAACAGACACGAACGAUGAAACAAAGCAACACACCCCCGGUCUGAGCCCUGGAUGUGGCGUUCAAUCCGAGACGCUCAGGCGUGAACAGAAAGCGCGAGCAGUUGGUCAGUUAAAAUCUGUUAUGGAACACGUGCUGGAAUUCGCCAUUUGUGAGCUGACUAAAAUCGUGGAAGACAGCUUUGACGACCUGCUCUCGGAGUUCACCAAGAAGGAGCGGGAAAACCAGCUAUUGAAAUGGCAGUUACUGGACAAGAACAUGAUGGAGGACAGUGAUGGGGCUGAUGUGGAAACGGAGGGCCGCAAAAAUGACUCCGCCUCUCCGAGCAGUUCCAGAGUAGAAAAGCAAGAGUCGAAAGGCCUGCAGGAUCAGUCACUCAAAAAAGAGUGUGAAAAGGAAAAAACCGAAACCACAAAUGAACCAGGUAAGCAGACGGUCAUCGAGGUGGCUCAGAACUGGGUGCCCAUCCUGGACAAAGUCUUCGGGCAGAAGUGGUGCAGUGACCUCUGGCAGAUCAAAGAGGUCACCAGCAGUAAAGGGGAGUGCACCGGGCUGAGCUCGGGCUCGGUGACUGACAUGGACAGCUUAAUUCGAGAGACGCUCAUGCCGUCUUGCCUGGCCACUCAGAGGAAGCUGGAGCUUGAGGUGGGGCAGCCACCAUGGUUGCCUCUAGACGAUAUGGAGGUUGUUUCUCUAACCUCUGAGACUGAAGGCGUUCCUGUCAUCAGCUCAUCAGGUGACUCUCAAAUCAGAUCCCCAUCAAUGUUGCAAAGACUCCUGACGCUUCCUUCCCAGCUGCUCGAGGAUGACGAGGAGUCCAUGGAUGCCGUUCCCAGUCUGGAAGUGUCCAAAGACCCAGCUGAUCCGCAAGACGGUAAGGGCUCAAAGAGUGACCAGAUGAAUAAGAAAGAGAAAGAAGACGAGGGGGACGAAGAAGAGGAUAAUGAGACGAUGGACAGGACUGAGUCCUUGAAACACAAAGGUAGGAGGAAAUCCCAAGCUUGCAAAGAUUGCGGCAGGAAGUUCAGCCGAGCGCAUCUUCUCAGAGCCCACCGACAAAUGCAUGAGGAGACGCCCAGCCGAUGCCCACAAUGUGGAAAGAGUUUCUCCCAGUCUUCAAGGCUCCAGGCUCACUUACGGACGCACACAGACAAAACAAUAUAAAAGCGCAAAGAUUGAAAAAAAAUUCAGGAGAAUAUGAGGGGAGGUUUUCCAGUGAUUUAUUGCUUCUUGAAGUGAGUGGAACUUUUUGGACAGGUGAAGGAAAUACAAGAAAGGUGUCGCUUUUUUUUUGCUAGUUUGAAGGUACACUGAGGUAAACGGAUAAGUCAUCUGACACAAAUUAAGAUGUUUUUACCUCCAUUUUGUUUCCUUAGUCUUAAGGAUUACUGGAAGAAACGAAUACCAGUAACAACAAGCUGUGUACGCAGUGUAAAUAUCAAUGUAGGGCUGUAUAGACCAUCACAAUGAGGAUCGAAGAAUUUCCUUUUUCCAUUGGGAGUUCUUUCAUAAUACAGGUCUUAGUAGAUCCUAAUACUUGGUAAAUAUUUUCAAUAUUGUGGAAAAGGAGGUCCCUAGUUGAUCGGUCCCUUGCAGCAUGCUGGUCUUGUUUCUUUUUGCAAACCUUUUGAAUGUGAUCAAACGAACCAGAGAUAGUGUAAAGCGUCUCCUGUGAUCAAAUCAACCAUUUUUUAAAUAUGUCCUUACUGACUUAGUACUCAACAUUAAAUACCUCUUAUGUUAAGAUGUCAUACUGGAUUUUUGUAGAAUUAAAGUCUUGACGUACAUGUCUGAUUUGAGAUGUUUUCUUCAACAUUUCACCAUGGAUCGAGGAUGGCUUCCAGUUUUUGACUUGAACCUGCACAAAUGUCAUCAAUUGCAUGACGUGCACACAAAGGAGAUCUUCAAGAAGAAUCUGAAGAUGAUGCCAUGACAAGAGAAGUGACAAGAAACUUGAAGCUCCUAACUCUUCAUAUUCUCGUUUCAGUGACUUGAAAAGAGGAUCUGACUUCCUUAGUAUCCUCAACUAGAGUAGCGUCUUCCUCUACUGUUUGCGUGAAGUUUUCGCAUACAACUUGAACCUGGAUAAAUGCUCAGUUGUGAGAUUCGCUUUUUCUAGCAAUGGUGGCAUGCAUCUGAAUGUGGAUUAUCUACCAUUUCCAGAAAGGAAGACUGAUCCUGCUCUUACAAUUUACUCCCUGUUCGCACAUUCCCACUCUCGACCCUGAAGUUUUACAAUAUCUCUGUCAGUAAUGAGCAUGAUGGGGGGGGGGGGGGAUUACAAGGUCUUUACUGUUACUUAUUGGAUCAAUACCUCAUCGAUGGGAUCAUAUCUUUAGGACUUCUGCAAUAUCAGGAGUUUAGGUCCUGCACAAAAAAAAAAAAAAAAAAAAAAGUUUACAAAUGGAACGAGACCGGCCAGUUGGCCUGCUUAUUAUUUGAUUGUGCAUUAAAAAAUGUGGCUUAUUUUGUAAUACGCUACCUAAUAUGCCCCUGUAGGAAGGUACCAAGAACUUGCAACCCAAAGAUGACAAUGAAGGGAAAUCUUUUUAUGACCGUACAUUCUCUUAUUGAAUUGUAUUGCUUUUUUUUAAACAAGGUGGGCCAUUACGGUUUACAUUAUGAACCUUAAGCUUCUUUUCAGAUGUAUUGAAGACCUUAACUUCAUUAGUAGAGUAUAAUGAAGUACUUUAUCGGUUUAGUGCUCAAUAAGCUGAUCUAAUAGUCGGCAGUGAGGAUUGAGAGGUUAAUUUGUUGUUUAGCACCCUGCCUUUAAGAACUUACCAGAUCUCGUUCCUCCUUGUGCUUCGUGCGUUCACCAGAACUGUCAACUCUAGAUAUUGUACUAGUCCUCUUUAAUUAUGUCACAGCUGGUCAGAUCUGACUUCUGUGUAGUUACUAAUGUUAAAAUAACUCUGUAUGUUUCAUCGAUUCAGACCGCUGGGAGGAAUACCGGAAAAGGAUAGUUCACCCAAAAAUGACAUUUCUCUCAUUAUUUGCUCACCCUCAAGUUGUUCCAAACCUGUUGAACUGAGAAGAUAUUUUGAUAUUUUGGUUACCAGACAGUUGCUCGUGUCACAUAACAGCAUUUGUUUUGCUUCCAGCAUUGCGCAAUUUAAUUGUGUUCAACUGAAGAAAGAAAUUCGUACAGGUUUGGAACAACAAGAGGUUGAAUAAAUGACACAAUUUUCAUUUUUGGGUGAACGGACUCUUCAAGCUAAUUACAGCUCAUAAAUCCAAAAGUCUGAACAGGAACUGGUGAUUUUAGAAAGAGUGACAAUUAUCACGGUAUAUUUCCAUUCGUUCUGGAUUACAGUAAGCAUUUUAAAUAAAUAUUGAAGGACUUGAAUUUUGCAUUUAACUUGAUGCAAUGAAACGGCCCCAUGUACAACAAUCUUUGACUAUGAAUUAAAUAAUCUUAGCAUGUAAAAUCGCUUUGGGCUGCAGAUAUUUAUUCAGUUAGUACUGGCGAAUGUGUGAUGCAGUUUUUGUAAAAGCGACAUUGAAACUUGUGCGUUGUGUUUGUUUGCGUGUGCGCGUCUGCAGUCACUGACUUUCCUUGAAGUGCGUCAUGAUGAUAACUCAAUUGGCUGACAUUAAUACACUGCACCUGUAAUUUUAUCAUUUUAUUGUAACUUCUUUUUUUUUUUAUGAAGCAAAAUGAACGGCAUCUUUCUGCCAAACAGUCUUGACACAUGAAAUUUGUGAUGCAGUCCAACAUUCGCCCGGGGAACUGCAUUAUUCUAAUGAACUACUUGAAGUUUGCCGUUUUGUUUCAUGUUAUGCAUGAUGACUCCUUUUAGCGGUUUUGUUACUUUUUAAGAAUCUGCAUUGUCAUGUAUCGAAAAGUACACUUGUUGUAACAGACCAAUUAGAUCAACUCUUUCCAUGGAACAUGUUUAGUUUUCUGUUUUAUGGUGGCAUAGUAGCUCUGAAUUGUUUUUAGAGUUCAGCAUUUGACCAAUAUAUGCCAAGUAUUACUUUUGUACCAUUUCCCUUUACUCUUAUUUUUUACUCCAGUAUAUAUUUUGCACUGUUUUUCUGCCACUCCACACAUCCAUACCUCAGUUUUGUUGGUAUUCUGAAAGCAUUGCUUAGUUCAUUACCUCAGAACUCAUUCACAUAGCUUUAGCAUAUUUAUGGCAAAAGUAGACAAAUACAAGAGCUUUGUAAAAUUUGGGUUUACAUUCAGUCAUAUUUUUGUUGUUGUUGAAAUAAUCUAUAAAUUGAAAAAAAAAAGUGAUUAAUGAAUGGAAACUUUCUAUUUAAUAUUGUUAAUUUACAGAAAAAGCACAUUGUGAAUUAUGAACCACAUAAAAAUCAAUACUAAAUCUUAGAUUCCUUUUAAAAGUUGCAUAAAAUUGGGUCAACUUUUCAAAGUUGUUAUUAUAGGGAAGUUGUGUAUGUUUGUUUUUUUAUCUUUUAGGAGUGCCUGUUGAUGUAACCAGCAUUUAAUUUCUACUUCUUUUCCAAAAAAAUCUCCCACUGAAAUGUCUUUUAAUGUGACUGGAAGACGUUGUACAUUUGAAUUAUGGCAAUACAUUAAAAAGGUGGAAUAUUG
Molecule: messenger RNA, 5023 nt
Organism: Carassius auratus (goldfish)
Lineage: Eukaryota; Metazoa; Chordata; Actinopteri; Cypriniformes; Cyprinidae
Product: zinc finger protein with KRAB and SCAN domains 4-like
Exons: 4
Coding region: 247-1626 (459 amino acids)
Biological process (GO): regulation of transcription by RNA polymerase II
Cellular component (GO): nucleus
Molecular function (GO): RNA polymerase II cis-regulatory region sequence-specific DNA binding; DNA-binding transcription factor activity
Source: RefSeq, a predicted model, not a curated record